Messenger RNA from Aethina tumida (small hive beetle), 1635 nucleotides. RefSeq names its product cytochrome P450 4g1. The coding region runs from base 118 to 1587 and encodes 489 amino acids. Lineage: Eukaryota; Metazoa; Arthropoda; Insecta; Coleoptera; Nitidulidae. The record is from RefSeq and is a predicted model, not a curated record. The transcript has 10 exons. Gene Ontology annotation, molecular function: heme binding; monooxygenase activity; iron ion binding.
GUUUACUUCCAUGUUUGUAAAUGUAAAACAAUACAAAAUUUUUAAAAUCGUACUUACAAUAUUGAUUACAGUCAGAUCACAAAAUAUAAUUUGAAUUGAUAUACCAUAGUUUGAAAUAUGUGGUCAUUAUUUGUUAUAUGUUUCGGAACAAUUUUGAUUUAUUUUUAUGCAAAGCGGAGAAAAUUUUUGAAGAAGUUUAAAUUUAUUCCAUCACCUCCCUCGUUACCACUUAUUGGACAUCUGCACCUUCUCAUGAAAAUAGAUGUCUUACUAAAAAUUAUAGAGAACUACAAAGGCAAAUGUCUCUUGUGGAUUGGCAUAAAGCCCUAUAUAAUUGUUUAUAAUGCGGAAGACAUGGAAGUCAUACUGCGAAACUCUAAAGAAGAUAUCCCCAAAGGAAACACCUACGAGUACGUUAGACCUUGGUUAGGUGACAGCAUUUUGAUAAGUCACGGACCUAAGUUUCAAGAGAACAAAAAAAUAUUAGUUCGAACGUUUCACAAAAUAAAUCUAUUGGAAUUUAUACCAGUGUUCAACGCGAAUGCCAAAGAUAUCGUGGAUAAGUUUAAGAAGCAUGCAGAUCUGGGGGAAUUUAGAGCCGAUAAAUAUUUGGCAGUUGGAACAAUGUUUAAUUUAUUGGCCGCCACUCUGGGAAUUCACAAGGGGCUCCUCAGCGAAGAAGACGCUCUUAACUACUGUGAAUCUGUUGAAAAAUUGGGAGCAUACAUUUUUGAGCGACAUGUCAAAUUUUGGCUGAGCAACGACUUUAUAUUUCAGUUCACAAAAUUAAAGAAGAAACAGGAUCAUCACUUGAAUAUUCUUAAUACGAUUUCCGAUAGAGUAUUAAAGAAAAAGAAAAUUGAGUAUGAAAAAAGAAUUCAGUCUGGAAUUGUGUCUGAUGAAAACAGUGUUGUGUUUUUAGAUAAUUUUUUUAGUGCGACCAAAUCCAAUGGUGAAAAUUACUCCUCGAAGGAAAUUAAGGACGAAGUUAUGACCAUGAUGUUUGCGGGUCAAGAAACAAGUACUGUAACGUUAGGAUUUACUUUGAGCCUUCUGGGAAUAUACCAAGAUGUUCAAGAAAAAGUAUACGCCGAAUUAAUGGAAAUAUUCGGAGAAUCUGACAGAGAUGUUACAUAUGAAGACACUAAAAACUUAAAAUAUUUGGAGCAAGUUAUACAAGAGUCCUGGCGUUUGUAUCCACCAAUUAACGCCUUUUCCAGGUCUCCAAUAAGAGAUAUUAAACUCGGCGACUACAUUUUGCCCAAGGGGUCAACAAUAGUGUGCGCUUUGUAUUUGUUGCACAGAAAUGAAAACUACUUUCCCAAUGGCAAUAAAUUUGAUCCGGGAAAUUUCCAUCCGGAACGGGUUAAAGCGCGACCAGGCUAUAGUUUUAUUCCUUUUUCACAAGGUUAUAGGAAAUGUAUAGGAUCAAAAUACGCGAUGUUGGUAGCAAAGGUUUUCCUGGCCACAAUCUUAAGAAAAUUCAAGGUCACGUGUCAUCAAAAACAAGAAGAUUUCAAACUAAAAUUGCAGUUAACAUCACACAAAAUAGGCGGUUUUAAAAUGAGUGUGGAAAACCGUUUUUAAAAGUUUACGCUUUAAAUGAAAAUAAUUAAAUAAAUAAUUGAAAAUGUU